Messenger RNA from Mercurialis annua (annual mercury), 1040 nucleotides. RefSeq lists its product as uncharacterized. Lineage: Eukaryota; Viridiplantae; Streptophyta; Magnoliopsida; Malpighiales; Euphorbiaceae. Bases 105 to 938 code for a protein of 277 amino acids. The transcript is spliced from 2 exons. The record is from RefSeq and is a predicted model, not a curated record.
ACUUCAUUCUUCUAUAAAUGACUCAGUAGUCACCUUUCUUCCACUCCCCUUAGUGCCUUGAUUUCUUCUUUUUCUUGCCUCUCAUUUUUCUUUUGCUAUCUAAAAUGGAAGAAUUGGGUUAUUUAUGGAGUUAUCAAGAGGGAAUUGAUGAAAUGAAGCAGAAGCUUUUAUACACAACAAUUGAAUUAGAGACAUUAAAAGUAGAAGCAACUGAAGAAAUGAGAAAACACAAAGAAGAUGUCAAACAAUUAAUUGAUCUCUUGAAAAAUGCAUACAAAGAAAGAGACGAAGCUAAAGAUCAGUUACAGAAGCUUCUCAACAAGCUACUGCCGGAAUCAUCUCCGAUUCUUCCUCCGCCGCAAUCGGAAAGUCCUCCCGUAUUUCCGAUGAAGGCAAAUUCAAGUAUAACGGAGUCCAACAGUUCGUCUGCUACGUAUAAUCACCAUUCUGUCGAUUCCAUGUUCGACGGAGUUGCUUCGCCGGAUUUCUCAAGCAUAAACAUGGCGGAUUCUAGUAAAACGUACGUUCAAGAAUCGUAUAAUCUUGCUGAUGCAGCCAUUGAUAAUCUUGUUAAGGGAAAACUGCUGCCGGAGAAAGGAAAACUGUUGCAAGCGGUUACGGAGGCCGGUCCUCUUCUUCAGACGCUUCUUGUUGCAGGGCCGCUUCCGCGGUGGAGAAAUCCUCCGCCGCUGCAGACUUUUAGAAUUCCGCCGGUUUCGAUAAAAAGUUGUGAAAAUGCUAAAAUGAGUACGACGAAUAAAAGAUCGUUAAAUUCUGCGUCUUAUAGUGAAAUGUACCGCGGAUCUUCGCAGAUGUGCUCGGCUGCGGUGUUUAAUUUUAGCAAUGGUGCUUCUGGUUCAGGUUUAGGAAACGGUUGGUCGUUGAAUUCCGGUGGUAUUAAUCAAGUUCCGGCAGGCAAAAGACAAAGAUUCCACUGAGUUAUUUUUUUCCUUCUAUUUUUGCUGAUCUAUAUUUUUGUAUAAAAUAUUCUAAUUUCAAUGGCUUUUUUUUGGUGUAAAUGAAAAAUUCUAUUUUCGGAA